CUCAAGGAGGUGACGCAGUAUUGAACUUGUGUGAAGCAGCGGAAAAGCAAGUGGAGAAGAACAUCACACCAUCUCGAAGAUGCAGGGCAUGGAUCAAAUCAGCCACAAGGAUUACCAAGCAACAGCUGACUGGCUCCUGACCCACACCAGGCACCGACCGAAAGUGGCCAUCAUCUGCGGUUCCGGCCUUGGCGUGCUGGCUGAUGCCCUUCAGCACUCAGACUCUUUCAAGUAUUCUGAUAUUCCCAACUUCCCCCAAAGCACAGUGCAAGGCCACGCCGGUCAGUUGGUCUUUGGAGAGCUGAGAGGUACAGCAUGUGUCUGUAUGAAGGGAAGAUUCCACAUGUAUGAAGGACACCAGCUUGCCAAGGUGACCUUCCCAAUCCGGGUCUUCAAGUUGCUGGGUGUCAAGAUUCUGAUUGUCACAAACGCAGCUGGAUCUCUAGCAGAUGACUACAAAACGGGAGACGUAAUGAUCAUCAAAGACCAUAUCAACCUGCUGGGCCUGGCUGGACAGAACCCACUCAUUGGACCUAACAUUGAGCAGUUUGGCCCUCGUUUCCCUCCAAUGACGAGCACCUAUGACAAGGAUCUAUGUAAGCUGGCAAUGGAUAUCUGCAAGAGGUUGGGCUAUACCUGUGUGCACAAGGGCAUCUACUGCAUGGUGUCAGGGCCCAACUUUGAGACCGUAGCUGAGGCCCGCCUUCUUCAUAGUCUGGGAGCAGAUGCUGUAGGUAUGAGCACAGCUGCUGAAGUUGUAGUGGCAAAGCACUGUGGUCUACGGGUGUUUGGACUUUCACUCAUAACCAACCAGGUGGAGAAGGACUACUCUGAGAAGGGAAGUGUCAACCAUGAUGAUGUGCUGGGAGUGAGUAAGAUGAGGGCGGAGAUGUUGAAGGCGCUGGUCUCUGAGAUGAUUGGCCAACUAGAAAUUAAUAACAACAUUGUAGAAGUCUGACUGAAUCACAUUAAUGCCUUCAGAAGUUUCACACUUUGAAUGACAUUAUGCCAAGAAUUUACAGUAAGUUAUCUAAAUAAAUUGAAAUAUCAGCAGACGUGUGUGGUUUUGCAUGUCUCUUACGGGAUUGAUCGAGUUUCCAAGCCUUAUAACAUGCAACUAGAGAAGAAAUUGGUCUUGGGGAGACAGGGUUGACUCUUCAAAUCAUUUUCAUUCUGCUAUUUGAAUCCUGACUUUAAAGCAGGCCAGACUCCAAGCUCAAAUCGAUCACCUAGCCAUUUAAAAACAGACUUCUAUUAAUCCUUGAGUAGGUGUUAAUAAAUCUUUUCAACAUGCUUAAAUCAGUGUUUUAAACACUCCGUGGUGAUUGGUGGUUCUGUAAGUGCUCCAGUGUUAGCCAAACACUAAAAUAUGGUGCUAUGGAAUAUCGAAUAAAUUAGCCAGGGAAAAUGCAAUCAAUCAGGAUAUGCAUAUCUAAAGGAAACAAAUUCCAUCAUACUUGGGUACCCAAUCUGCCAACACAAAACACACCACCUCAUAUAUCUGACCACCAUUGUGCAGGACAUCCGCUUAUUACGAGACAUACACACUUAAACACUAUGUGAGUAAUACUAAAAUGGCGGUUUCCCUAUGUGGAUCUGUCCUUUAAGCUCAGCUUCAUUUUUGUUGGUUUUCUGCUACUGGCUAUAACUUCAUCAUUCUUCACUUAUUUUUCAUGUUCUACCCCUCAAAAUAAACAUCAGACAUUUCUCUUUCAGAAUUUGUAGCAGGAGUACUUCUUUAUAUUCCCUGCUUUGUGUCCCUAUAAAUGCAAGU
This is a messenger RNA of Polypterus senegalus (gray bichir), 1774 nucleotides long. It is a transcript of the gene pnp4a, whose product is annotated as purine nucleoside phosphorylase 4a. Lineage: Eukaryota; Metazoa; Chordata; Cladistia; Polypteriformes; Polypteridae. Gene Ontology annotation, cellular component: cytoplasm. Gene Ontology annotation, biological process: nucleoside metabolic process. Gene Ontology annotation, molecular function: purine-nucleoside phosphorylase activity. The transcript has 6 exons. Bases 80 to 958 code for a protein of 292 amino acids. The record is from RefSeq and is a predicted model, not a curated record.